Messenger RNA from Arachis stenosperma, 666 nucleotides. RefSeq names its product protein FAR1-RELATED SEQUENCE 5-like. Bases 1 to 666 code for a protein of 221 amino acids. The transcript is spliced from 2 exons. The record is from RefSeq and is a predicted model, not a curated record. NCBI's taxonomy places the organism in Eukaryota, Viridiplantae, Streptophyta, Magnoliopsida, Fabales, Fabaceae.
AUGAGGGGUUUCGGGGUCCGCAAGGGCGAUGUGGGGCGUGUCGACGGGGUUUUGGUCAGGAGAGACUUUUUCUGCCAUCGACAGGGCACAAGACAUGCUAAGCACUAUGAUCGUCCUGAGCGAGUUAGGGAGGAGAGGUUGGAGAGUCGAACCGACUGCAAGGCGAAGUUGAAGAUUUUCUAUGAUGUGCAACGCAGUGUGUGGAAGGUCAGGAGCAUCUUCGAUGAGCACAACCACGAGCUUGCUCCGGCCAUGUUUUCACACCUCGUACCUAGCCAUCGCUCGAUGAGUGAUGGUGACAAAGCACAAGUUGAUAGCAUGAAGCAAUUUGGUAUACCAACUGCGAAGAUAAUGGCUUACAUGGCUGGUCAAUCUGGAGGGUAUGGAAUGCUGCGAUUUACAAAGCGUGAUUUGUAUAAUUAUAUACAUGGUCAAAGGCUGGCCCGAAUCAGUGAUGGCGAUGCUGCAGCAACGAUCAGUUACUUGGAGGGCAAGGCGAAUGCCGACAUGACGACUGUAGCACAUUACACGCGAACUGCCGAUGAUCGGCUGGGGAGCCUUUUCUGGGUCGACGGUGAAAUGAUGACCGACUAUCAGUUAUUUGGUGAUGUUAUGGCCUUUGAUUCGACGUAUCGGUCUAAUAAGUACAAGAAACCGCUUAUGUAA